AUGUCAAAGUUACAAAUACAUUUUGGCCAAUCUGCUAAUGUUGAGACUUUAUUUUUAAUAACAUAUCAAUCAAAUAAUGUAUUAUCACCAUUACUGCAAUUAUCUCCAAUUUCUGAAUCUGACUUAUCAUCACCAUUACCACAAUUAUUUCUAAUUUCUAUAUCUGACUUACUAUUAUCCAAUAAAACUGUAAAAUUACAAAUGUGUCUGAAUGAAAUUAAUCAUCAAUGUUCAAUUACAAAAUCCUUGAAUACACCUACAUAUGAUUAUCUAUAUCUCAUAAGUAUAAGCAGAUAUAUAGAAUUAUUGUUAAAUGGUAAAGGUGUAUACUAUGAUGGGCAUAAGCAAUCAGAUGUUGUGACUUACAGAAGGGAAUGGCUAGAUAGAAUGUUCAUAUAUAGUAGUGAUAUGCUAGAUAUUGUAUUAGAGCCUCAACUUGAAUUUGAUAAAAAAGAGUAUAUGCAAGUUACACAUGACAAAUAUCAUUUUUAUGCAAAUGAUAGAAAGAGAAAAGUUUGGAUUAAAAAAAAUGAAGAUCUUUUACGUUCAAAACAUCCAGAGCGAUCAAUUAUGGUUUCAGAUCUUCUCUGCCCAUGUCAUGGAUUGUUGCAGCUAUUUGAUGAGCAAAUGAUAGCUAACCCUCAUAUAAAGUAUAAAAAGAUAUUUGUUCUUC
Molecule: messenger RNA, 673 nt
Organism: Cetraspora pellucida
Lineage: Eukaryota; Fungi; Glomeromycota; Glomeromycetes; Diversisporales; Gigasporaceae
Source: the annotation of a GenBank genome assembly